Cercospora beticola is the source of this 2037-nucleotide messenger RNA. RefSeq lists its product as uncharacterized. The record is from RefSeq and is a predicted model, not a curated record. NCBI's taxonomy places the organism in Eukaryota, Fungi, Ascomycota, Dothideomycetes, Mycosphaerellales, Mycosphaerellaceae.
UUUCGUCUUGACAUGUGCACGCCGGUGAAGCCACAAGCACGCGACGUGAAGGCAGAAGUGAGAUGCGAACGUGAAGGAGACGAAUAGGGUUUGUACCGCGUGCACCGGCAGGCAGCCGAAGUGCCGAGACACCAUCUCGUGCCUGCCUGCCUUACACCACCUCUGUUGCUUUCUCUUUGGAACCUCUCUUUCACUUUCGUCUCACGCACGCCGAUUUCACACAACAACACGCUUUUAGAUCCCUCGUUGUCCUGAGUUUGCUCACUCCGAAGGGCAUGAAAUGAGGUGAUUGCCCGCAUGACGGCCACCUUGGUGUCAAUCCACUGGCACGUGCCAGCAGAUGACAUCAACUCGACACCGACGCCAAACGAGGUUGUCUUCCAAACUGCCACGCAUUCGCAAGAACCGCCUCAAGAUGGAAGUCGUGUCGAUCAAGGACUUUGAGCGAGAAGAAAUUAACGAGCUUGACUAUGUCCUACAUUCGGCGGUCGACCAGCUGGUUGCUCUGACACAUCCGAAAGACUAUUUGGCGAGCCUGAAUGAUCUCGUCUACCAUUUCGGCACGCUGAACUUUGGCGAAGAGGGAGGGUUUCGGCGAUUUGGCUUCAGUCUGCCUUCGACAUGCCCGCAGUGGCCAGGUCCACGAUUUGGAUCAUUCUCGCUGCACAAGGUCAUUGCUAAAGUGCACUCGAAGCCACGCUCCAGAAAGGGGCAAUCCGUUGGAGCCGCCAAAGCAGUCUCGUCGCCGAGGUUGCGCCCAAAACCGCCGAAGACGAAGGUGACCUGCAAUUUCACGGCAAAGGGCGGUGCUGCACUUGUCCGUCGGUCGCCACCACUAUGCCUACUGAACCUACCUCCAGAAAUACGGAACUCCGUCUGGAACUUGCUAGCUGUGCGCAAGGAUCCUGUCGAAGCACAGCUUCGCCGGAUCCAGCCUUGCAAAAAAUUGACUCCACAUCGCAAGACCGUUAUCCGCCGCUUUCCGCAAGAGCCACUCGCAGCGAGUGCCAACAAGCAGAUGCGACGUGAGAUUCUAUCAAUCUUCUAUGGAACAAAUCGCUUCAUCUUUGAGCGAAAUGCAUGCAGCAUGUUCGCUGAUCUUAGCAUGUUAAGUCCGCCGAACAUUAUGACAUGGAAGCCGCGAGCGGAUGUUGCAGGCUUCCUGACCUCUGUCGAACUCCGGUUCAAUGCGCUUCCGAGAACGCUUUCAAUGGCUCAUAUCGUGUACGCGAUGCGGCGAGGACCAGAAGGCUCGACCACCAUUGAAGUGAAAACGGAGAAGACCGGCAAGCAGAAGAAGAAGUGCACCGAGGAGCAAUAUUGUCUUUGUCACGAGUUCGCCGUUGCUCAGGCUGUCAGCGAGACUGCCUCGAAGAAUCGCGAGUUAGACCUCGCUGGUUGUGCGCUGAAUGUGGUACGCAAGCGACAUGACACUAUGUUUGCAGCACCGGUGAUGCAGAACAGCAAGAGCGGCAACUUCUAUCCUCCUAACGCUGUCUGCGAUCGAUGCGAGAAGGCGACGUUUGAGAUCGUUUACAGUGGCGUUUGAUGGGUUACAUCGAGGCAUGGCGAGGCGUUAGAAAGGGUAGUAGAUGGGAAGGAUAUGGGUUAUGAGUGUAUGCAUUGGACGAGAGAUGAUGGCUUCUAUGGCAGAUACCCCUUUGGUUUGUUUAUUUGCAGCAGUAUACGAUGAAGUGCUCAGCCCGUUCGGACGAGAUCGAGGGAACGCUAAGAGGGCAUAUUGGAUUGAUUCACGAAGCACACGACCGGAUAGAGAAGAAGCUUGGAACUGCAGGCAUAGGCGCGGGAGGAUUAGAGAACAGGGACAUCUACGAUUAGAGGGGGAAAGACGAGAAGAAGGAUAAGAAGUAGGGCGGCCUUGUCCGCGGGCAUCUGCCUAUUCACGAGCAGGGGCCGCAAAAGGCCGACUGGUGCACUUGGGUCGUGAAGUCCUGCAGUGCGAAACCUCGAGAUCAAGACCGAACGUUCAUGCAAACUCAGAAGACUGCCAACGCGAGCACAGCGACAAGAUCGCAG